CCGCCGCCCGCCGCUUCCUCCGCCGCUUCUCCCGAGCCAGGCAGCCAUGGACGAGAUGGAGGAAGAGUUGAAGUGCCCAGUGUGCGGCUCCUUCUACCGGGAGCCCAUCAUCCUGCCCUGCUCGCACAACAUCUGCCUGGCCUGCGCCCGGAACAUCCUGGUUCAAACCCCGGACGCCGAGUCCCCGCAGAGCAGCCGGGCGUCCGGCUCGGGCAUGUCCGACUACGACUACUUGGAUUUGGACAAAAUGAGUUUGUACAGCGAGGCGGACAGCGGCUACGGCUCCUACGGCGGCUUCGUCAGCGCCCCCACCACCCCGUGCCAGAAGUCCCCCAACGGGGUCCGGGUGUUCCCCCCGACGGCCCCCCAGCAGCACCACUUGCUCCCGCAGCCCGCCUGCCCGACCCCCAUCCCCCGCAACGCGUGCCUGACAUGCCCGCAGUGCCACCGCAGCCUGGUGCUGGACGAGCGGGGGCUCCGCGGCUUCCCCAAGAACCGCGUCCUGGAGGGGGUGGUGGACCGCUACCAGCAGAGCAAAGCGGCCGCCUUGAAGUGCCAGCUGUGCGAGAGGAGCCCCCGGGAGGCCACCGCCAUGUGCGAGCAGUGCGACGUCUUCUACUGCGAGCCCUGCCGCCUGCGGUGCCACCCUCCCCGGGGGCCCCUGGCCAAGCACCGGCUGGUGCCCCCCGCGCAGGGCCGCAUCAGCCGCCGCGCCAGCCCCAGGAAGAUCUCGACGUGCACGGAGCAUGAGCUGGAGAACCUGAGCAUGUACUGCGUGCAGUGCAAGACGCCGGUGUGCUACCAGUGCCUGGAGGAGGGCAAGCACGGCACCCAUGAAGUCAAGGCUCUGGGGGCCAUGUGGAAGCUGCACAAGGGUCAGCUGUCCCAGGCGCUCAACGGACUCUCCGAUCGAGCCAGCGAGGCCAAGGAGUUCCUGGUGGAGCUGAGGAACACGGUGCAGCACAUCCAGGAGAACGGCGUGGAGUUCGAGGCCUGUCUGGUGGCGCAGUGCGACGCCCUCAUCGACGCUCUCAACCGGCGGAAGGCGCAGCUGCUGGGGCGCGUCAACAACGAGCACGAACACAAGCUGAAGGUGGUGCGGGAUCAGAUCUCUCACUGCACGGUGAAGCUGCGCCAGACCACCGGCCUGAUGGAGUACUGCUUGGAGGUCAUCAAGGAGAACGACCCCAGUGGUUUCCUCCAGAUCUCGGACGCGCUGAUCCGGCGGGUUCUGAUGACGGAGAGCCAGUGGGGGAAAGGAACGCUCACUCCCAGGAUGAGCAGCGACUUUGACCUGACGCUGGACAGCGCCCCCUUGCUUCAGACCAUCCAACAGCUGGACUUUGUGCAGAUGAAAGUGCCGGCUGCCCCCAUGCUCCAGCUGGAAGAAUGCUGCACGGAGAACAACAGCGCCACGUUGUCAUGGAAACAGCCUCCGCUCUCCACCAUCGCGGUGGAUGGAGAGAAAUGCAGGGAACAACAGAAGCCCCUGUACAUAUCCUUCAUUGACCUGACCAAGGCUUUCGACCUGGUUAGCAGAGAAGGGCUCUUCAGCAUCCUACCCAAGAUUGGAUGCCCUCCAAAGCUCCAUAGUCUCAUUAGAUCUUUCCAUGACGACAUGAAGGCAACCAUCCAGUAUGAGGUUCCUGUCUAG
Messenger RNA from Nerophis ophidion (straightnose pipefish), 1654 nucleotides. Its product is annotated as E3 ubiquitin-protein ligase TRIM9-like. The coding region runs from base 47 to 1654 and encodes 535 amino acids. Gene Ontology annotation, molecular function: zinc ion binding. The transcript is spliced from 8 exons. Lineage: Eukaryota; Metazoa; Chordata; Actinopteri; Syngnathiformes; Syngnathidae. The record is from RefSeq and is a predicted model, not a curated record.